CCCUUUCUUCCUCCGCCGCGUUCUCAAAUUCUUCCCAAGCUGAAAGCUCAAACCUUUUCGAUUUUUCUCUUAAGACGCAAUCUUGCUUUCGCAACCCGCUGUGUGGUUUCGUUUCCAAACGAAACGCGGCUCUCUGAAUCAUGGCGACUUCAGCUGAUGCUCGGGCAGUAAAGUCGCUCAACAAUUCCGAGGGGCGUAAGCGAUUUGUGUUCAAGUCUUUUUCUGAAAGAAUCAACGACAUUGACAUCAACAUCAACGGCUAUAGGACCUUGAAUAAGGUGAAGGCUGAGCCUUCAGAAGGAUCCACAUUUUUCAGGGAUUGCCUCGUAGAAUGGAGGGAACUAAAUACCGCUGAAGAUUUCAUUUCGUUUUAUGAAGAGAUGUUACCACUUGUCCAGAAUUUGGGUUUGGUUCUUGUGCAAAAAGAAAAAAUCUUGUCGAAACUUGUCUCUCGAUUACAAAUGAAAGCAAGAUUGUCUCUGGAACCCAUUCUCAGGUUGAUUGCUGCUCUAUCAAGAGAUCUCUUGAAGGACUUUAUUCCCUUCUUGCCACGAAUUGUGAACUCCUUAGUGACUCUCCUAAAAAAUGGUGCCCAUAAAGAUCCGGAGAUUAUUGAGCAGGUAUUCACAUCAUGGUCUUCCAUAAUAGUGUCCCUGCAGAAGUAUCUUGUAUGCGACAUUGAAAGCAUUCUCAGGGAUACGUCGGAAUUGAGUUAUUACCCCAAAGACUAUAUCAGUGAAUUUAUGUCAGAAUCCAUGUCAUUUUUGUUGAGGAAUGCACAGGAUGAGCAACUUGAAAAAGGAUUCAAGAUGAUCCUUUCUGAAGUUGCACAUCCAUCCAAAAAAGCUGGAGGAGUUGGAUUACUAUAUUAUGUUAUGAGGGGUACCUGUGGAAGACUCCAUUCAAAAGCUGAGAGAGUUUUGAGCUUCUUGCUGAAAGAUUCAACAUUAUCUUUUUUUGAUAAUUUUCCUCAAGGCCCUGGUACAGUCGUGGAAGUUGUGAGUUUGGCUUUGCAGAGAAUAUGCGAGGAUUUGGAAGCAGAAAAAUUAGUUGUUAUGUGGGAAUAUCUGUAUAAGAAAAUAAACAAAUCAAUCUCAAACAAAAAAUCGGUUCAUUUAAGCCGACUGUUGAGUUUGCUUACGGCGGUUGUAAAGAUUGAGAAAGGUCGCAAGGUUCACGAUAGCCCAUCACUGAUUGGAAUCGUGAGCCGCACUGUGUCAACUUUUGUGGCUUCCUCUGAGACUGUUGUAGAAGGGGAUAACUUAUCUGCUGUCCUUGAUGAAGUUCUGCAAUUGAUAUUAUGCACAAUCAACAGGGUCAAUGAAAUAGAAACUGUUGCUUUGCUAUGGGCUCCCAUUUUUGCCUUGAAGAGUCCAAGUUUGCUGCCUUUUUUGCGGGAGUUCCUACAGAAGGAUCAAUCAGUAGUGAAAGCCUUUACAAAUAAUAUAUUAUGUGCAAUUAACAACAUGAUUUGGGAGUCUUCUGAGGAAGUUAUUCCUCUGUUACUAACAUUGUGUGAGAGGCAACAAACAAGUCACGACAUGGUGAACAUCAUAAGUCAAACAUUUGAGAGUAGAUACGAGAGAAUUCAUGAAUUCUUGGAAGAAAAUAUUAAAAAGGUUCAACAGAAUAUUGAGGAUACGGGAUUAGCUCGAAUUGAUGAGGCCGAGUUGGCUGCCAUUUGGGGAGUUGUCAACUGUUAUCCUUAUUUUAAAGUGGAUUCAUCAUUAUUGUUUUGCUUUAAAAAAAGUCUCAGACAGCAUUUGGCAGUGUCAGAUGCAGACACUUGUAGUGGCCCAGAAUUGAUGUGGCAGAGCUUACUUGGUACUGCUUUGAGGUCAUGUUACAAAAUGCUGGGAAGAAUCAACCACAGUGAUCUAGAGGAAGCUUUGUCUUUUGCUAAAGAUUACAAGUCAUGUGUGCAAGUGUUGUCACCCGUGGCCGAUGUUUUGGAAUUUAUGCAUAGGCCUGCAUUAGCUCAUGAUGAUAGGUCUAAGGCUUAUCCAGAACUUCAAGCAAAGAAGGCUGGAGAUGCUUUUGAAAUAUUUUCUGAAAAUUUGCGUCAUCCAAAUAAAGAUAUCCGUCUUAUGACUCUGAGGAUUUUGUGCCAUUUUGAAACUUUGUCGUCUGAAGAGAUAAAAAAAUCUCUUCCUAAAGGGAAUGUUCUUCAGUUAUUACUCUCAGUCGAAGAGACUGCUCACACAGUGGAUACUAGUCGGAUGUUGGUCAAUUUGAUCUCUACAAUACAAAAGGACCUCUCCGCUGGCAGGAUACAUGCGGCAUAUGUGAAGCUUGUAUUGAAUGGGAUGUUGGGACUAUUACAUAAUGAAUUUUUGUAUUUGUGGGGUCCAGCAUCUGAGUGUCUUGCUGUUCUUGUGAGGAAUUACACAGGUGCAGUGUGGAGUGAUUUUGUUUGUUAUUUGGAGCAGUGCCAACUAAAAUUUGAAACCCUCCACGAUCACAGUGAGAAUGCGAACCAAAGCAUGUCAGAGAGGCAUACAGAUCUGAUUGGGCGUUUUAAUUCGGUUCUCUUUCCACUGUCUAAGAGCACACCUACUGCAACGGUGGUAUCUCAGUUGCUACAGAUCUUACAAAAAGCUUCCAGUGUUGCUCAGUCUCGGGCUUCUGAAAUUCUCCCUUUGUUGUUGAAAUUUCUGGGAUACAACAGCGAAAAUCCUGUGAGUGUCGGAUCAUAUAAUGGCCGAGUUUGUAAAGGAGAGGACUGGAAGAGGGUUCUUAUACAAUGGUUGAUUUUGCUAAAAUUGAUGAAGAAUCCUAUGUCGUUUCGUUUUAGUCAAUUUCUAAACGACGUUCUGCAGAAUAGGUUCCUGGAUGAUAAUGAUGCUGAAAUACAAACGAAUGUUCUAGAGUGCCUUCUGUUGACGAAUGACUUCUUACUCCCACACCGCCAGCGUUUGUUAAAUUUGAUUAAACCAAAAGAAUUGAGAGAAGAACUCACAACCUGGAACUUGUCCGAAGACAUCGGAGAACCUCACAGAUCUUAUAUUUUUUCUCUUGUAAUUCGUAUCCUUAUGCCAAAAGUUAGGACAUUAAAAAAUUUGGCUUCAAGGAAGCAUACAAGUAUCCGUCACCGGAAGGCAGUUCUUUGCUUUAUAUCUCAGCUGGAUGUUAAUGAACUUGCCCUGUUCUUUGCAUUGUUGAUAAAGCCUUUGAACAUCAUAUCAGAGGAAACAAUGGACUCGUUUUGGAGUUCAGGCAAAAGUUCUCUGGAAUAUUUCCAAAACUCCAAUUUUCUGAAAUAUUUCACUGUUGAUACUAUAUCAACAUUAUCCAGGAAUCAGAAAUCUGGGUUUCUUCAUGUCAUCCAACAUAUCCUUGAAGUCUUCGAUGAACUCCGUGUCCGACCUUUUCUAGACUUUUUGAUGGGAUGUGUUGUCCGGCUAUUGGUAAAUUAUGCUCCAAAUGUUGAUGAAGAAAGGAACAUUGAUUCUUUGGCACUAAGUAAUGCCACUGACGCCCAAUCAGCUUCAGAUGAUAAAGAAAAUGCUUCAAUAAAUCACGACCAGGCUGGCACUGCUUUGAAGCAGUUUAAAGAGUUGAGAUCCUUAUGUCUGAAAAUCAUUGCUCAUGUUCUUGAUAAAUACGAGGAUUGUGAUCUUGGCUCCAAGUUCUGGGACCUCUUCUUUUCGGCUGUGAGUCCGUUAAUUAAGAGUUUCAAGCAGGAGGGUUCUAGUAGUGAGAAACCAAGUUCCUUGUUCUCGUGCUUCUUGUCAAUGAGUAAAAGCCGUAAUCUGAUGAAACUCUUAUGUCGGGAAGAGUCUCUUGUUCCAGACAUUUUUUCAAUUCUAACUGUCACCACAGCUUCAGAAGCUAUAAAGUCUUCUGCCUUGAAGUUCAUAGAGAAUCUGCUUUGUCUUGACAACGAGUUGGGUGAGGAUGACAAUAUGAUCUGUGGAUUUUUAGAUCCGUAUAUAGAGGCACUGAUUAACAGCUUGCAUUCUCUUUUCAUUGGGGAUAUUUUGAAAAGGAAAUCAGUCAAGUAUCAUGGGGAAAGAGAGAUUAAAAUUCUUAAAUUAUUGUCAAAGCGUAUGCGAGAUCGCUCCCAUGUUAUGAAGUAUUUGGAUGUCUUGCUGUCUUUCUUGAAUAAAAGUGUUAAAGAUUCUGAUAUCCGUCGUGACGCUUUGCUAGCCAUUCAGGACAUCAUAUCGUAUCUUGGGAUGGAGAGUACCAGCAAGAUUAUAAAUACAGUCUCUCCUCUACUUGUUGAUGCUGAACUUGACGUUAGAUUAUGCAUUUGUGAUCUUCUUGAAUCUCUUGCAAACAUCGACUUUUCACUGGAUGAUGUGGCAAAGCGUGUCCGCGAUAUGAAUGCCAUCUCAGCUAUGGAAGUUGAUGACCUUGACUAUGAAAAGAUAGUUAAUGCUUAUUUGGAGAUUAAUGCAGAGUUCUUUUUUAAAUCCUCAGAGCAGCACACAAUGAUCAUACUCUCACAGUGUAUAUACAACGUAUCAUCAGAAUCCAUUAUGUUAAGGGGUAGCGCACAGAAGCUCUUGUCUUCUUUCAUUGAUUUUUCAGCGUCAAUACUUUGCCUAGAGGCUCCAGCUCACCCUGAAUUUGGAGAAGAAGAGGUUCAAAAAGCUGAUGUAAACUGGACAGGAGAUCGUGUACUGUGCAUUUUGAGAAAUUUUAUUUUGAAACACAUUGGAGAUGCAAUAAACAGAGGGGGCAUUAUAAUAAAGGAAUGGAUUCUUUUGAUACGCGAGAUGGUGACCAAACUUCCAGAUGCCGGAAAUCUUUCUGCAUUUAGAUCUUUAUGCUCUGAAGACGAGAAUGUAGAUUUCUUUAAAGCUAUUGUUCACAUUCAGGCACACCGUAGAGCAAGGGCAAUUUCACGUUUCGCUAAUGUGGUUAAAGAUAGCAGUCUGCCUGAGGGAGUAGUGAGAAAACUUUUGGUCUCGGUCUUUUUCAAUAUGUUGCUCGAUGGACAAGAUGGAAAAGAUAAUAAUGUCAAAAAUGCAUGCACAGAAGCCCUUGCAUCUAUAUCUGCACAUAUGAGUUGGACGUCGUACUAUGCUCUCCUGAAUCGGUGUUUCCGAGAGAUGAACAAGCACGCCAAAAAGGGAAAAAUUCUGCUGCGACUUAUCUGCUUGAUUUUGGAUAAAUUUCAUUUUGCAAAAGAUGGCUACCCACAGGAGGCUGAGGAAAUUAGGACUUGCCUUCAGAAAAUUGUGUUCCCGAGGAUGCAGAAGCUGAUGAAUUCUGAUUCUGAUAAUGUUAAUGUUAACAGCAGUGUGGCUGCGCUAAAGGUUCUAAAGCUACUCCCUGAAGAUGUAAUGGACUCACACCUAUCCUCUAUAGUUCAUAAAAUUGCCAGUUUUUUGAAGAACCGGUUGGAGAGCACACGUGAUGAAGCCAGAUUGGCUCUGGUUGCUUGUUUGAAAGAACUUGGGCUGGAGUACUUGCAAGUUGUAGUAAACAUUUUACGUGCUAUCUUAAAACGAGGAUCUGAGGUGCAUGUGCUGGGGUACACUCUCAAUUCCAUCUUAUCAAAGUGCUUGUCCAAUCCUACGUGUGGGAAGUUAGAUCAUUGUUUGGGUGAUCUCCUUGCUGUGGUGGAAACCGAUAUCCUUGGAGAGGUUGCUGAACAGAAAGAGGUGGAAAAAUUUGCAUCCAAAAUGAAAGAAACAAGAAAACGGAAGUCAUUUGAGACUCUGAAAUUGAUUGCUGAAAAUGUAACGUUCAGAAGCCAUGGAUUAAAGUUACUUUCUCCGGUCACUGCUCAGCUGCAGCGCCAUCUAACUCCAAAGAUCAAAACAAAUCUGGAGGAGAUGUUAAAACAAAUUGCAGCUGGUAUUGAAGGCAAUACAUCUGUUGACCAAGGAGAUCUUUUUCUUUUUAUAUAUGGCCUAGUUGAUGAUGGUAUUAAUAACAGGAGUGGUCUUGGAGAUCAAGUGUCUGCACCACCCUCCAAAACGAGUAGGAAAUCAAGAGAUCUGAAAGAGACUACUGGGUUGUUUUUUGGUCCCAAGUCAUGUCCACAUCUUAUAACCGUGUUUGCUCUGGACUUAUUGUAUAACCGAAUGAAAAAAUUGAAACUCGACAACACUGAUGAAGAGCUCCUGUCGAAGUUAGAUCCAUUUGUCAAACUGCUUGCUGGAUGCUUGAGUUCUAAGUAUGAGGAUAUUGUAUCUUCAUCUCUUAGAUGUUUUACUUCAUUAGUAAAGUUUCCACUGCCUUCCCUCACGUCUGAAGCAGAUGAACUGAAAACAGCAUUGUUAACCAUUGCUCAGUCUGCAGUGAGUUCCAGCAGUCCUCUUGUGCAGUCAUGCCUUAAGCUGCUAACAACGCUUCUCGACAAUAAAAAUAUAACUUUAUCAUCUGAGCAGUUAAAAAUGUUGAUUCAGUUCCCCAUAUUUAUUGAUCUGGAGUCUGAUUCAUCCUUUGUUGCUCUUUCACUCCUCAAGGCCAUCGUGAAGCGGAAGCUUGUAGUUCCAGAGAUAUAUGACAUUGCAAAUCAGGUUUCAAAGUUGAUGGUAAAUAGUCAGUUGGAAUCAAUCCGCAAGAAAUGUAAACAGAUACUGUUGCAAUUUAUGGUUCACUAUACACUUUCUGAAAAACGUUUAGAGCAACAUGUGAACUUUCUGCUGGAAAAUCUGAGGUAUGAAUUUCCGACUGGAAGAGAAGCAGUUCUUGACAUGCUUCAUGCCCUGAUCUUAAAAUUUUCAGAACCUAAUCUUGGCAAGCAGUCUGUUCUUGAUCAGCAGUCCCAAAAAUUGUUUAUUCAACUUACUGUCUGCUUGUCCAAUGAAACUGAUAACGAAGUGCUGCCCCGGGUUGGUGCUGUGAUAGAAGUUCUGAUAGGCCGCAUGAGUAAAGAUCAAGUUGAUUCCAGUCUCUUGUACUGUUUGUGUUGGUAUAAGCAGCAGAACUUAAGGGCUGCGGCGGCACAGGUAUUGGGAUUUUUUAUUGGCGCCAUGAAGAAAACAUUUCGGAAGCAUAUCUACAAUACAGUGCAGGAUGCUAAAACUAUUUUGGAGUCUGCGAUUUGUGCUUCCAGCUUACAGUUGCAAGAUACUGUUGAGGAAGCCAGUCUUCCGUUCUGGAAGGAAGCAUACUACUCACUGGUUAUGAUAGAAAAGAUGCUAGAGCAAUUUCCUGAUUUAAGAUUCGGAAAAGAUUUAGAGGAUAUUUGGAAAAUGGUGUUUAAGUUCUUGUUGCACCCACAUGCAUGGUUGCGAAAUAAAUCCUGCAGGCUCUUGAAUCAUUAUUUUGGGGCAUUAGCUGGGAGAAAAAGACCAGAAUGUCAUACAUUUGUAGUGGAUUCUCUUCUAGAGAGGCCAAGUAGCCUGUUCAUGGUGGCUGUUUCUCUUUGCUUCCAGUUAAAGGAGCAGCCCACCAUGGGCAACGUUGAUGUUGAUCUCCUCACAGCAAAUAUUGUUUUUGCGGUCUCUAGUCUUCAUUCGCUGAUUGGACAAUCUGAUCAAGAAACCUACAAUGGGUUCUGGUCCAGUCUUGGUGAGGAUGAGCAAGUGGUGUUCCUCAAAGCCUUUGAAGUGCUUGAUUCAGGGAAAGGAAGGUCUACUUUUUUGGCUCUUACCUCAGGCAAACGUACUGAGAAUGGUGAAGAUGAUGGGAAUGAUAUAAGAAAUGUAUUGAUCGGAAGUUUGCUCAAAAGAAUGGGGAAGAUUGCACUUGAUAUGGAAGCUGUUCAGAUGAGAGUUGUGUUCAACGUCUAUAAAGCUUUUGCCUCGCAAUUGAAUCAAGAAGAAUGUUACUUAUAUGCCUACAAAAUUCUGCUUCCGUUGUACAAAGUCUGCGAAGGAUUUACGGGAAAAAUCAUCACAGAUGAGUUGAAACAGCUAGCAGAAGAGGUACGAGACAGUAUAAGGGACAAGAGUUUAGGCAACAAAAUGUUUGUGGAAGUUUACAGUGAAAUAAGAAACAGUUUGAGAAGGAAAAGAGAGAAGAAAAAGCGAGAAGAGAAGCUAAUGGCAGUGGUAAAUCCGGAGAGAAACGCCAAGAGGAAACUGAGGUUAGCGUCAAAGAAUAAAGCAAACAAGAAAAGGAGAAUGACGAGCAUGAAAUUGUCUAGAUGGGCUUGCUCUUGAAGAAACCCUUAAUGAAAUUUUGUUAAUCUCAUAGUAGAAGCAAUCAGAGAUAAAUCACUUUUUUGAGUCUAUGUUUCAGUUUGAAGUUUCUCAAUCUUUUUUGAUC
Molecule: messenger RNA, 8175 nt
Organism: Arabidopsis lyrata subsp. lyrata
Lineage: Eukaryota; Viridiplantae; Streptophyta; Magnoliopsida; Brassicales; Brassicaceae
Product: small subunit processome component 20 homolog
Exons: 32
Coding region: 141-8069 (2642 amino acids)
Cellular component (GO): 90S preribosome; small-subunit processome; nucleolus
Source: RefSeq, a predicted model, not a curated record